Messenger RNA from Patiria miniata (bat star), 1594 nucleotides. Its product is annotated as lactadherin-like. Lineage: Eukaryota; Metazoa; Echinodermata; Asteroidea; Valvatida; Asterinidae. The coding region runs from base 1 to 669 and encodes 222 amino acids. The transcript is spliced from 5 exons. The record is from RefSeq and is a predicted model, not a curated record.
AUGGACGGAGCAGUAGCUUGGAUUCUGAUGGCAUCAGCAGUGGCAGUGUUCUUGGUUGGUGUGGAGAGCAAGGCGAGGGUGUGUUACUUCGGACCCCCACCGGAACCUGAUCCUGAAAAUCCGGAUGGCUGGAUGAAGCAAGUCAUGCAAGAGGUACGGGCGCGUUGCCCGGGACAGGGAAGGAGGCAACCUACCACAGCUGGAACAGCGGCGUGUUCGAGUCCGGAGCCCCUAGGUAUGGAGGACCGGACCAUCCCCGAUGAUCGCAUCAAGGCGUCCAGUAGUUUGCUGUGUUGCCCUGCCAAUAACUCACGUCUCAACGGUGACACUGCAUGGGUAGCCCUCGAUUCCGAAGCCCUGAAUUCCUGGAUUGGGGUGAACCUCGUCAAGAGGACAGUGGUGUCCGGCAUCACCACACAAGGACAUCACUAUGGAGAUCAUACAACGAAGUACAAGGUGGCGUAUAAGGAGCGGCCCUCUUCUGCCUAUGAAUAUGUGACCGAUGGAAACGGUGACAUCAAGGUGUUCAUCGGUAACACUGAUGGCAGCAGUCCGGUCACCAAUAUGUUUAAUGAGAACGUUGUGGCCACGGUAGUGCGCAUAGAGCCAACUGCCAUCUAUGUUCAUGCUGCUCUGCGAUUUGAGUUGCUGGGAUGUCGCCUGGGUUAAAGCAGCUUUGACAUUCAGUGUGAUUCUGAUUAUCUCGGCUAGCACUUUCUUACUGAAAACAGACCCGGUUCAACAGUGAUAAACGUAACUAACUGGACAUCUUGAACAAAAGGAAUAAUUGUGGCCUAUUUAAAACUCGCCAUAUUUUGCGAGCUUGUAAUUUUCGAGUUUCACCAUGAAAAAAAAUAGAUUUAUUUUUAAUUAAUUUAACACUGCUAUAUUUUCUAGCAAUAUAAAACACUAUUUAGUUUUGAAUAAGACUUCGAAAAGCAAAAUCGAUCGAAAUUUAGCUUAAGGAAUUAUUACCUUACAAAUUUCAAAUAAUUAAUCGGAAGACAAUAUAGCCACAUUGAUUUACCGCAGUAUAGACUGGUUCCCGCCUCCUUCUGGUAAUAAUAUAACGGAAAAGUCGUUGGAAGAAACAAAUAUCGAUUUUGUUGUACAGCGCGUGCCAUACAAACUUUAAUGUGGUUUGAGCUCUUAGUUGUAGCGUUGUUCAUGCUUGUGAAUUUUAUCUGAAUGAGGAAGCCUUCGUGGUUUAAAUUAAUUUUUUUGUAAGUAGUAUUUAAAGUUGAAAGUCAUGUACAUUUGAAUAUAUAAUCGCAUUAAGAAAAAAAGAUCAGUGGUAUAUGGGUUGCUAGGCACAUUGGUUGUUCGAUUCAUGUGACGUGGUACGCCCGUCCGUGUCGUGGGUUCGAACCCUGAUGGGGAACACGGUGCUUGUGUUCUUGGGCAGGACUACUACAAUUGCUCCUUUCCACUCAUCAGGAAUAUAAAUAUGUGUACAUGUAAAAGUAGAGACCAGAUAGCACUGAUGAACACCGGGUAAUAAUAAUUUGUGAAGCGCUUUCAUUUUUAUAUAAGCACGUGAUUAAUGUUAAAUCCUUUUCAAGACACAACUAAUUAAGUAUAAAGUAAGAUUUGG